GUACUACAUAUUCAGAUCUACUCACCCAUUACUCACAGGUAAAGAACUAUAUCUAUAACAACGGAAUUCACAAAGCCUUCCGAGAACCCGAAUCAUCAACCAUGUCUUCCUCUCAAUCCCAUGGAAAAGAUUUCGAUUCCGAAGCUGGAACACUCGCUGCCAGCAACAGAAACAGCACAUAUUCCACCAAGUCAACCUAUGAAUUCUCUGACGAAGGCGAUUUGGGCAGCCGAGCUAGCUACCACAAAGCCAAGUCCUCUGGCAAAUUUCUCAAUCAUGAACACUCCGACGAUUUCAGCAAUGAUCUUGAACUCGGUACACUCCCAACUUCAAAUUCUCAAACUGUCCAAAAUGCUACACACAGCCCGAUAGCUCGUCGUGACAACUCCAAUACACUUAUGAAGCGCAUGUGCCGCAACAAAUACCACGAUUUCUGGGUGGUCAGCAUCUACUCUUUUGGAUUAUGUACCGCUAUCAUCCUACCUAUCGCUUUGAUUCCAGCCUACACAAGCGAUAUCAAAUUCACAGUUUCAGUUAUUAUGAAGAACAUUGAAGUUCACAACGGCACCGUCAAUUAUGGAAAUGGUACGACUGCUCCAGUCAACGAUUUCAAUCUUUUUGGUUCGAAUCUCACGGUUGCGACUUGCAAUUACAUCGAUACUAAUGAUUUGUGUACGAAUAACACAUAUCAUCAUAUUAGUAUCUUGUGGCCUUGCUUGAUUCUGUUUGUGGUCCUAUUGUAUAAGUUUAUCUGGGAUAUUGUUGGUGCCACAUGUGGUUUGGUUAAGAUUAGGCUUAGGAGAAGAAGUGCAAAUCAGUAAAUCGAUUCAUCACCUGUGGAGUGCUGAAAUCUAGAGGCAGAGGGCGAUGGGUGGUAGAGGGUGGAAGGCGAAUGGCGGAUGGGGAUGAUUUGUGAUUUGGCGAUAAAAGACAGAGUUCGCUAAACAACGAACCUCUCGGUGCUCUUUGCUGUUUCUUUUCGCAUCUCUUCUACUUUUCUGGAGACGGGGUAUUAAUAUUGUUUUUGAAUCUGUCGAAUGGCUGGGAAACCA
Messenger RNA from Botrytis cinerea B05.10, 1052 nucleotides. RefSeq lists its product as hypothetical. The record is from RefSeq and is a predicted model, not a curated record. The transcript has a single exon. Bases 102 to 821 code for a protein of 239 amino acids. NCBI's taxonomy places the organism in Eukaryota, Fungi, Ascomycota, Leotiomycetes, Helotiales, Sclerotiniaceae.